GCAGUGUUUCUUUUUGUACCUGUCUGUCUGUCCUAGGCUGAGGUUGGCUGGUUAGUUGGUCGAUUGUGUGGUAUUUGUCUCUUUCUCGUCCUACUUCCCUCCUCCAGGACCUUGCCUCUAUCUCGACGCCUGUGAUUGUAACAUCUUCUCAACCUCCCUGGAGCGAUACAGGAAACCCUGAACAGGUGAUCAUGCUGCCUAAUUGGUCAAACAUGACCCUCCACCUGGAGGACUCUCUGACCCGUGCCCUGGGCCAGUAUCUUGACAACUGGAGCCGGAACUCCUCGAAGGCAGAACAGGCUCUGGACAACACUCUGGCAGAGGAAAACUUCAAGAACGUCAUAUGGUAUCUGAUAGUGAUGAUCGGAAUGUUUGCCUUCAUCGUCGUGGCGAUCCUGGUGAGCACGGUGAAGUCGAAGCGGCGUGAGCAUUCUAACGACCCCUACCAUAAAUACAUCGAGGAAGACUGGACCGCCCAGCUCCAACAGCAGAGCUUCGUCAUCAACAACCCCACGGCCAACUAACCCAAUGUAUAUUCACACGCCAUAUACAAACACCAGUGGUGGAAAAGUACCUAAUUGUCAUACUUGAGCAAAAGUAAGGAUAUCUUAAUAGGGAAUGACUCAAGUAAAAGUGAAAGUCACCCAGUAAAAUACUACUUGAGUAAAAGUCUAAAAGUAUUUGGUUUUAAAUAUACUUUAGUAUCAAAACUAAAUGUAAUUGCUAAAAUAUACUUAAGUAUCAAAAGUAAAAGUAUAAAUCAUUUCAAAUUCCUUAUACUAACAAACAAGACUGCACCAUUUUUUUAAUUUUUAAUUUACAGAUAGCCAGUGGCACACUCCAACCCUCAGAUAUAAUUUAUAAAUGAAGCACGUGUGUUUAGUGAGUCUGCCAGAUCAGAGGCUAAGUGCGUGAAUUUGACAAUUGUUCUGUUCUGCUAAGCAUUCAAAAGGAAAAUGUAUGGAGUAAAAAGUACAUUAUUUUCUUUAGGAAUGUAGUGAAGUGAAGUAGUCAAAAAUAUAAAUAGUAAAGUAUAGAUACCCAAAAAAUCUACUUAAGUUGUACUUCAAAGUAUAUUUACUUAAGCACUUUAACCACUGACAAACACACAUGCACAUAGAGAGGAAUAUGAAUACUGUCUUUUUGUAUUGGACAAAGCCUAUGGGAAAAUGAAUGGAGUUUUUGUAGGGUUUUUAGAAAAAUGCUAAAAAUAAGGUGAACACAGGCUUAGGAGAUUUUAUGUUUUGUUCUAUGAAAUAAUCUUCAUUAACUAACAUAAUUUUUUGUGAAUUUUGAAGCAUUUAGAUAAAAAUAUAUGAUCUCAUAGAACAAAACAUAUAAAAUCUCCUAAGCCUGUUAACCUCAAACCUUAUAUUUCGGCAUUUAUCCCAAAACUCAAUUCUUUCCUCCUUAAUUUUCCCCAUAGGAAUGUCUGAACGAACCAGAGGGAACUCAUUUCCGGGUUUUAGGACUAAAAACUGGUGAGCUCUAUAGUCCGAAAGUCAAAUAAUCUUGUGGUAUCCAUUAGUAACAAAUGUGUUGUAGUGAAUGUAUAACUAAUAUGUUAAUCAUGGAUUGUAUUAAAAAAGUGGAUCUAUCAAUA
Messenger RNA from Salmo salar (Atlantic salmon), 1603 nucleotides. RefSeq names its product potassium voltage-gated channel subfamily E member 2. The record is from RefSeq and is a predicted model, not a curated record. Gene Ontology annotation, biological process: regulation of ventricular cardiac muscle cell membrane repolarization; membrane repolarization during action potential; regulation of heart rate by cardiac conduction. Gene Ontology annotation, cellular component: voltage-gated potassium channel complex; membrane. Lineage: Eukaryota; Metazoa; Chordata; Actinopteri; Salmoniformes; Salmonidae. Gene Ontology annotation, molecular function: delayed rectifier potassium channel activity; voltage-gated potassium channel activity involved in ventricular cardiac muscle cell action potential repolarization; potassium channel regulator activity.